AUGCAGAGCACGGUGCAAAACUUCCGGGAAGGGCUGUGGAAUCUACCGAGUACGGUCAAUAGCUUGCUGCUUGCCGGAACAUUCGCGGAUAAUGGUGGGAGAAGCUUGUCGGGAGAAUUAACCCGAGGACAAACCGGUUCCACCGAGCGGGAUGAUAACAACAACGAUGGGAGCGAAGAUGUUGAUGCAGAGGACAGUGAACAGGAGGAGGAUGUACCGGAAACGGGUACCCAUGGCAGUGACCGAACGUUGGAACCCAUGAACAGUUCUGUCUGUUCGUUACGUACAUCCUGUGACGAACAGAGCGGUGCCCAGAAGCAGGACGUUCAAGGAACAGCCCCACCCAGUCCGGAUUCUGCUGUGCUGCGCGUAAAAUGGCAGCUGGUUCCGCUAGACCAGAACGCAACAUUGGUGGAAUUGGCGCAAGCCAUCGACACGUGCCGGUCCCUGGUACGCUCGAACGCUUACGGACCGGACACGGAACAAAGCAAAUGGUUGGUAAGGCAUUUGGUGGAGUUGCGGUACCGAUACCGGGAGCUGCUCGACUACUCUCGCGAUCCGGAAGCGGUGCUGGAAGAGACGGAAGUUAUACUCGGGCACCAUUUCGUACGCCGGAAACAGUUUCCCUUCCAGCAGCUGCAACACAACCGGAACCUGUACUGCGAUCACUGUUCGGGUGUCAUCUGGAACGUGGUGCAGGCGUCGUACGUUUGCAAUGAUUGUUCCUUUGCCGUGCAUCACAAAUGCUUGCGCAGUGUAAUCCGUAUCUGUGCACACGUCGUAACGACGGAACACAAGCAACCGAUCGAAUGUAUCUGCCCGGAGAUUGGAUUGGCUUUUCAGAAGUAUACCUGCGCUGAAUGUGGAACGCAGUUGAGCUACAAUACAACCACCGCCAUCAACUGUUUCGGACUGGAGUUUAAGGCAGGUAGGUGUGCUGUUUUUCACCAUUCCUUCACGACACCAAAAACCAACUGGGGUUUCGGUUUAUUUUUGUGUGCAAUAGAGAAACUGAAUUCGAUUCAACCGCGGUUGUGUGAUUACACCGGCUUGUACUACUGUCCAUCCUGUCACUGGAAUGAUAGCAGCAUAAUUCCCGCGCGGGUCACCAACAACUGGGACUUUGUGCCACGCAAAGUUUGCCGAGCGUCGCUGCAACAGAUCAAUCUACUGCUACACAAACCCGUCAUCCGGUUGGAGGAGAAAAAUCCGCGUCUAUUUACCUUUAUCCCACAGCUGGCCGAAGUGAAGCGGGUUCGGGUGCAACUCGGUGAAAUGAAGCGAUACCUCAUCGCGUGCCGUUUGGCCGAUGAGGCGAAGCUCGUUACGAAGCAAAUCGGCGAACGGCGUCACCUGAUGGAAUCGGUCGAGCUGUACAGUGUGGCGGAUCUAGUUGGCGUAGAGGAUGGAACGUUGGUAGGUCAGCUCCGUACGUUGCGUGCCACAUUCGAACAUCAUAUCAGAACUUGUUUGAUCUGCUUCGGUAAAGCAUACAUCUGCGAGUUUUGCAACAAUGAUCAGGUUUUGUUCCCGUUCGACGAUAACGCCAUCAGCUGUACACGUUGCAGUACCGUCAGCCAUCGGGAAUGUUACCAGCGCAAGAAGAUGAAAUGUGCAAAGUGCACACGGUUACGGCGACGUGCUUUGCAAACUCUGCGCGAACAGCUGGACCUAGAAAAUGGGAACUAAAUUAUGCUCAUAUCAUUCCACUUUUAAAGCUACUUCGAUGUGCUUUGGUUGUGCAUUUAGACUAUUACCUCACAAGUGGCUUCAUUCGCACGGCUUUUUUACUGUCGGCUCUACAAAUACUGCAAAUAAACGCACAUGCAUUCGAA
Molecule: messenger RNA, 1835 nt
Organism: Anopheles moucheti
Lineage: Eukaryota; Metazoa; Arthropoda; Insecta; Diptera; Culicidae
Product: differentially expressed in FDCP 8 homolog
Exons: 4
Coding region: 1-1689 (562 amino acids)
Source: RefSeq, a predicted model, not a curated record